Messenger RNA from Camellia sinensis, 1715 nucleotides. Its product is annotated as putative magnesium transporter NIPA1. The record is from RefSeq and is a predicted model, not a curated record. Gene Ontology annotation, molecular function: magnesium ion transmembrane transporter activity. Gene Ontology annotation, cellular component: membrane. NCBI's taxonomy places the organism in Eukaryota, Viridiplantae, Streptophyta, Magnoliopsida, Ericales, Theaceae. Gene Ontology annotation, biological process: magnesium ion transport.
GGCAAGUGGCUGUGUUUAGUAUUGGUUUUUGAGUCCCAAAUGUAACGGACAUACCGUUUGGCUUCUCUCUAAUCUCUCUCUCUCUCCUCUCACAAUUUUGCUGAGAAAAUAGUCUUGCAGAGCAUAGAGAAAGAGAUAAAUAAAAGAGAAAAUUCUAAUCCAAACCCAACCCAUCUCUAAUCAAUCAAUGUUGUUAUGAGGGUGGCAAAUCGUUAAAACCCAUCUCAAAUCAAUCAAAUGUUGACAUGAGAGUGGCGAAUCGUUAGCCAAAUACCCAUCUGUUCUGCAGAGAGCCAAGAAAAGAAAGGAAUUGGGAUGAAGGCAUAUUGGCUCUGCAAGAUUUGAUUUAUUUUCUAUUUCCCUCUAUCUCCAUUUCUCUUAAAUGGGGACAAUAUCUUCUGAUAAUAUUCAUGGACUUGUUUUGGCUCUCACUUCCAGUAUUUUUAUUGGCUCUAGCUUUAUCAUCAAGAAGAAAGGUCUCAAAAUAGCUGGUUCUAGUGGAACCAGAGCAGGGUCAGGAGGGUACUCAUACUUGAAGGAACCUUGGUGGUGGGCUGGGAUGAUAACUAUGAUUGUUGGGGAGAUAGCUAAUUUUGCUGCUUAUGCAUAUGCUCCGGCAAUUCUUGUAACACCCCUGGGAGCUCUAAGUAUUAUUUUCAGUGCAGUGCUAGCCCAUUGCAUUUUGGAGGAGAAAUUGCACAUCUUCGGUGUGGUCGGAUGUGUUCUUUGCUUGGUGGGCUCUACCACUAUUGUUUUACAUGCUCCACAGGAGAAAAAUAUUGACUCUGUUAGGGAAGUGUGGUACCUAGCCACUGAGCCAGGCUUCCUUGUCUACUCUGGCAUAGUUUUGGUUCUUGUUGUUGUCCUCAUUUUCGUAGUUGCGCCACGUUAUGGGCCAACCCAUUUGAUCGUUUACAUUGGAAUUUGCUCGCUGACAGGCUCUCUUACGGUUAUGAGUGUGAAAGCUGUGGGAAUUGCUUUGAAGCUGACAUUUUCAGGAUCAAAUCAAUUUACCUACUUUGAGACAUGGGUCUUCACCGUAGUUGUGAUUGUCUGUUGUCUUUUGCAGGUGAACUAUCUGAACAAGGCUCUAGACACAUUUAAUACUGCUGUUGUUUCUCCUUUCUACUAUGUCAUGUUUACAACCCUCACCAUCCUAGCGAGCAUGAUCAUGUUUAAGGAUUGGGACUCUCAAAAUGCAUCACAGAUUGCGACUGAAUUGUGCGGGUUUGUGACUAUUCUCUCUGGGACGUUUCUUCUGCACAAAACCAAGGAUUUGGGAAGCAGUCCAGUUCCAAAUGUGGGAAGCCCGGUAUAUCACACAUCUCCAAACUCAAACACAAACUCGAAUUCAAGACAGGCAGAGAGGUGAAUGUUUUUGGCAAUGAUGUUCAUCAUCUCAUUACUGCAGUUGGGAAAAUUUUGAAUAUUAGAACAAAGGAGAAAUUAUGUUCUUUCCAAGGUGAAAAAAAAAAAUAGAAAUCGUUUCUUGGAUGAUAAUUCGCGGAUUUUGUGCUGAUUAAUGUAGGGACUCUUGACUUAGUUAGCAAUGGUUUUUAUUUUUUGUUUUUUGGUCUUUUCUUGGACACAUUUUUUAGAUUGUGAAUAUGUUGGACAGUGAUCACAACAUUACUGAGAAGUUUUUUUUGAAAGAAAUAUAUGGAUGUGAAUGAAGAAAUGGUAGUUUAGAGUUGAAAUGUUGGUGCCUUGAAUUA